Molecule: messenger RNA, 1553 nt
Organism: Nymphaea colorata (pocket water lily)
Lineage: Eukaryota; Viridiplantae; Streptophyta; Magnoliopsida; Nymphaeales; Nymphaeaceae
Product: WRKY transcription factor 72A-like
Exons: 4
Coding region: 27-1553 (508 amino acids)
Biological process (GO): regulation of DNA-templated transcription
Molecular function (GO): sequence-specific DNA binding; DNA-binding transcription factor activity
Source: RefSeq, a predicted model, not a curated record
UGCAAGAAAGAAAGAAGUCAGUGGGCAUGGAGUUGCAGUUGUUCGCGAGGCCGCCUUCUGUUCUUGGAGAUCGUGAACCCAAGAAAGAAGCAGAUGAUGAGAUGAACGGGAAAAAGGAUCAGAAGCAUGAAUCCGUCAAAGCUGAGGUGAGUAAGGCAAAAGAAGAGAAUGAGAGGCUGAAGACGAUAUUGUCACGUACACUAAAGGAUUAUCAAGCGCUGCGGAUGCGUUUCUUUGACAUUAAUGACCAACAGGAAGGAGCUGCCAAGAAAUCCUCAGAGCCUAUUGGCACUGCUGCCACAAUUUUCAGCAGUUCGGGGAAUGAUACUGAAGAGACAGAGUUGAUUACUUUGAGUCUUGGGAAUAAUCCAACCGCAGCUCAGAAAGAGGAAGAGAAGGUGAGCAACAAGAACAGUGAGAAAAUGGGUGAUGCCCAUCUGGAAGAAGAGUUGGACCUUGGGCUGGCCUGCAAGUUUCAGAGGAAAGAUCAGAGUCCACAGAAGAGUUGUGAGGAAGACAUGGCAGAGGGAUGGCCGCCAAGCAAGUUGUCGAAGGCACCUAGAAGUUCAGAAGACGAUUUCCAGCAACAGGCGUACGCCAAGAAAGCAAGAGUCUCUGUAAGGACAAGGUGCGACACACCGACGAUGGCAGAUGGAUGCCAAUGGAGGAAAUACGGGCAAAAGAUCUCAAAAGGCAACCCAUGCCCAAGAGCGUACUACAGAUGCACUGUGGCACCAUCAUGCCCAGUUAAAAAACAGGUUCAAAGAUGUGUAGAAGAUAUGUCUAUACUGAUAACCACAUACGAAGGAACCCACAACCACCCACUACCAGUUCAAGCCACUGUCAUGGCUUCCACCACUUCUGCUGCAGCCCGCAUGCUGAUGUCGAGCUCCUCUAUUUCGACAUCCGGGACUUCCAAUUGUGCCGGUUUUACGAUAGAUCUCUCCGAUCAUAAGUCGAGAUCAAGUCCUUUCUAUCUUUCAAAUCCUGCCAUUUCAACACCCCCUUCUUACCCAACAAUCCCAUUGGAUCUCACCUCCACAUCCUCUUCUCACCACUUCAGUAGCCUUCCAUCAACUUUCUCCUCUGUGCCCAAGCAUUAUCCCGCAAUUGGUCUCUCAAACAUCACCCUCUCUUCAGAUCUGAGAUGCCAUCUUCCUAAUUCCUGGAAUGCCAGCACUGGCUGCUUCAACAACAACGGCCCCCAACAAUUGAGCAACGGCACAGCCAUGCCAUCAGCUCUAGCAAGGCCUCCAUAUGAAGAAUUCUGUCAGACCAAUCUUCAGAAGCUCAGUCCGUCGUCAUCAACAUCUAUGUCAUCAUCUCAGCAGCGCUUCUCUGGGACCAUUGAUGCCGUCGCCAAGGUUAUUACAUCGGAGCCUAGCUUCCGAUCGGCACUAGCAGCAGCAAUCAUCUCCGUUGCUAGUGGCAGCAACGAUGGCUCUCAUCUGCUCCAGCGCAAAGACGAGACUGUGGCUCAAAAUUUGGAGCGGAAGCAGCAGCUUUUGUCAUUCAUGGCUGCUUCUUCAUCAGCAGGAGGUGGGUCAGGUUAA